AUGGAUGGGGGGCAACUACAUCUUGGAGCAGCCUGCUUCGAGUAUGAUGAGCUCACACCCAAGGUUUCGAUCAAUACCUAUCUUGGCGCCUGGAAGCACUGGACAGCAAAGCUGACUUCCUUCUUUUCCAACCAGAUGUGGGUCGGUGGGCUCUACCGCAAGCUUACCCCAUAUCGGCGACAGGAAAUGGACGAACGCCGCAAGGAAUUGGGGAUGGGGCCGUGCUCGAUCCACGAAGACGGCAAGGUGACAGGCACCCCGUACUUGAAGUCGGCGCAGACCCUCGAUCGGUUUGAGCUCUUCUACGGUGAAGAUGGAAGCCUGAACCUCGAUGACACCUGGGACGACGCUGCUUGCUGCCACUAA
This is a messenger RNA of Symbiodinium sp. CCMP2592, 366 nucleotides long. The record is from the annotation of a GenBank genome assembly. Lineage: Eukaryota; Dinophyceae; Suessiales; Symbiodiniaceae.